CUAAGUUCCUCAUUCUGGUGGCUGAAUGUAACAGUCCAUGUCGCCUGGCAGACACACAGCCACACACUCCACCAGCCUGUCAGUCAAUCUGAUGAAAAACACACAGAAGAAAUUCUGAGGACUGAAAGACUUCUUAAAUUGGAUGAAUUGUUUCGUGAACCAGGGAUACACAGUAAGAGAGGCAAUAUGGGCUGUAUGGAGUCCACGCUAAGUCCGAAUAGGAAGAUCCCUGAUCAGCCUGUACGUACUGACAAUACACACUAUGUCAGAGACCCCACCUCCAGUACAGAUAAAAACAUAGACCUGUUACCUGGGCAGGUGUUACAACAGUUGGAAGAAAACAAGGAGGUUUGUCAAAUUGUGAUUGGCCUUUACCCAUAUGAAGCUACACAUCCCGACGACUUAGGAUUCAAGAAAGGAGAAAAGAUGAAAGUCUUGGAGGCACAUGGGGAUUGGUGGAAAGCAGUGUCAAUGGUAACCAACAAAGCAGGAUUCAUCCCGGGCAAUUAUGUGGCCCAAGCUGACACCAUAGAAACAAAAGAGUGGUUUUUCAAGGACAUCACAAGAAAGGAUGCAGAGAGGCAGCUGUUGGCACCUGCAAACAAACCAGGCUCUUAUCUCAUCAGGGAAAGUGAAACACAAAAAGGAAGUUACUCAUUGUCCAUCAGAGACUUUGAUGCCAAAGGGACAGAAUCAGUCAAACAUUAUAAGAUUAGGAUGCUGGAUAACGGCGGUUACUACAUCUCUCCUAAAAUCUCCUUCAGUGACAUCGGUGCAAUGAUCAAACACUACCAUAACAAAGCGGAUGGCCUGUGUCGUAAACUGGACCGUGCAUGUGUGAAACCCAAAGCUCAGAAACCUUGGGAUAAAGAUGCCUGGGAGAUUUCUAAAGAUUCUAUUAGGAUGAUAAAAAAACUGGGAGCAGGACAGUUUGGAGAAGUCUGGAUGGCUUGCUACAACAACUUAACAACUGUGGCGGUGAAGACCCUGAAGCCAGGCACCAUGACGGUCGAAGCCUUCUUGGAAGAAGCCAAUAUCAUGAAGACACUGCAGCACAACAGGCUGGUGCGGCUUUAUGCUGUUGUCACUAAGAUACAACCCAUCUUAAUCAUCACAGAAUUCCUGGCAAAUGGGAGCCUACUAGACUUCUUAAAGAGUGACGAAGGAUGCAAACUGAAUUUACCCAAGCUCAUUGAUUUCUCAGCGCAGAUUGCAGAGGGCAUGGCGUAUAUAGAGGUGAAGAAAUAUAUCCACAGAGAUCUGAGAGCGGCUAAUGUCCUGGUGUCAGAGAGUCUGCUCUGCAAAAUCGCUGACUUUGGACUGGCAAGAGUCAUAGAGGAUGACGAAUACUCUGCCAGAGAGGGAGCCAAAUUCCCCAUUAAGUGGACGGCUCCAGAGGCUAUCAACUACGGAUCCUUCACCAUCAAGUCUGACAUGUGGUCCUUUGGAGUUCUGCUCUAUGAGAUUAUAACCUACGGGAAAAUCCCAUACCCAGGUAUGACCAAAGGAGAGGUGAUGUCUUCAGUGCAGCGUGGCUACAGGAUGCCUCAACCUGACAACUGUCCCGAGGAGCUCUACGCCAUCAUGAUGUCCUGCUGGAAGCACAAACCUGAAGACAGACCCACAUUUGAGUACUUGCAGAGUGUCCUGGGCGACUUCUACACUGCCACAGAGGAACAAUACCAGCAACAACCAUAGAGAGGGACACCCCAGACAUUACACUCCAGAUUAUAAUUGGGGCUGUUUUCAUUGUUGUAAUACUUUGUAUAUACUGGACUAAAGCCCUCAUGAUCUUGAUAUUGUCUCCUGUACAUACAUGUUUACAAUGCAUUUCCUAAAUUGCUGUAAAGAGCAUUCCCCUGAAUUUACUGUACUGUACAACUCAAAGUUCUUUGUGCAUAUUCGAGUACCAGAUCAUCUCAAUGUCAAUGUAUCUUUGAAAGGGAUUGAACAAACAGGGGACAUUAUACAAAAGAGUUUGCAAUGCUAGGACACAAGGUUGUUAUUGCUGUCCAAAAAGCUGCCUAAAAGAGAAUGGUUGUGUAAAUAAUGUGCCAAAAAUUGAAAAAGGGGCAUGCUGCAUUUAGGAUUAGCUUUUUAACUUUUCAUUUUAUAGUGUUAUAUUGAAAUUGACUUAUUAUUUAAUAAGCUGCUCUAACAAGAAAUCUUCAAUCUCUAACAAAAUAUUCUUAAAUAUGUUUUUUUUUUUGGUAUUUCUGUUUGUUUUUUCUCUUCCUUAAAUAUCCUUGCAUUGAUCAUCUUUAAUCCCACUUCAUAUUGAAGUUCUGUAGAUUAUAUAUUUUUUGUUUCUGUGGUGUGAAUAUUAUCUGUAUUAUUUCAAAUGUAUAUACAGCUCCUGAAACAAUUAAGAGACCACCAGUUUUUCUUAAAUCUCAUCUCUAUAUGUGUGGUAGCCAUUCCAGUCUCUGUUGAAUUCCAACAGAGAAAUGUUGUCAGUAGUUUAUAGAAUAUCAAUCAAUCAAUCAAUCCAUUUUUAUCUAAAGUGCAGAAUCACAAUGAAGCAUGGUCCCAAUACACUUUACAGUUAAAAAGGAAAACAUACAGCAAUCAAUUUACAAUAAUUAAAAUUAAAAGAGAAACAACCACAUUACAAAAACAUAAAUGCUAAAAGGUGAUAAGCCCGGCUAAAUUUUAGGGAAGGCAGUAAUGUAAUGAAUAAAGGUUAGGUCUUUAAAGGUUCAAAGAUUUCAACCGACCGUGCUUCUUUAUACAAUAAAAAAAACCUGAGGAACUGAUAAUGCUGCAGUGGUCUCUUAAUUCUUUCCGGAGCUAUAUGUAAGGGGGCUCUCAUAUAAUAAAAUUAGUAAUCUGGCUUUGAA
Messenger RNA from Eleginops maclovinus (Patagonian blennie), 2840 nucleotides. RefSeq names its product LYN proto-oncogene, Src family tyrosine kinase (gene lyn). NCBI's taxonomy places the organism in Eukaryota, Metazoa, Chordata, Actinopteri, Perciformes, Eleginopidae. The record is from RefSeq and is a predicted model, not a curated record. Gene Ontology annotation, cellular component: extrinsic component of cytoplasmic side of plasma membrane. The coding region runs from base 187 to 1698 and encodes 503 amino acids. Gene Ontology annotation, molecular function: non-membrane spanning protein tyrosine kinase activity; ATP binding; signaling receptor binding. Gene Ontology annotation, biological process: neuron projection development; regulation of platelet aggregation; regulation of B cell apoptotic process. The transcript has 13 exons.